GGAGUCGUCCUGAGGGAGUCCUGGGUGGCCGAGCUCGCGUGGCGCACGGCACAAGUCUCCAUCUCGGGCGGUCGGGGCAGCCGCCAGGGCCAGGGCCGCAGCCAUGAACGGCACAGAGGGCCCCAACUUCUACGUGCCCUUCUCCAACGCCACGGGCGUGGUGCGCAGCCCCUUCGAGCAGCCGCAGUACUACCUGGCGGAGCCGUGGCAGUUCUCCAUGCUGGCGGCCUACAUGUUCAUGCUCAUCGUGCUGGGCUUCCCCAUCAACUUCCUCACGCUCUACGUCACCGUGCAGCACAAGAAGCUGCGCACUCCCCUCAACUACAUCCUGCUCAACCUGGCCGUGGCCGACCUCUUCAUGGUGUUCGGCGGCUUCACCACCACGCUCUACACCUCGCUGCACGGCUACUUCGUCUUCGGGCCCACCGGAUGCAACGUGGAAGGCUUCUUUGCCACCCUGGGCGGUGAAAUUGCUCUGUGGUCCCUGGUGGUCCUGGCUAUCGAGCGCUAUGUGGUGGUGUGCAAGCCCAUGAGCAACUUCCGUUUUGGGGAGAACCAUGCCAUCAUGGGCGUGGCCUUCACUUGGGUCAUGGCGAUGGCCUGCGCCGCGCCCCCGCUGGCCGGCUGGUCCAGGUACAUCCCCGAGGGCAUGCAGUGCUCGUGCGGGAUCGACUACUACACGCUCAAGCCCGAGGUCAACAACGAGUCCUUUGUCAUCUACAUGUUCGUGGUCCACUUCGCCAUCCCCAUGAUCAUCAUCUUCUUCUGCUACGGGCAGCUGGUCUUCACCGUGAAGGAGGCGGCCGCCCAGCAGCAGGAGUCGGCCACCACCCAGAAGGCUGAGAAGGAAGUGACCCGCAUGGUCAUCAUCAUGGUCAUUUUCUUCCUCGUCUGCUGGCUGCCCUAUGCCAGCGUGGCCAUGUACAUCUUCACCCACCAGGGCUCCAACUUCGGCCCCAUCUUCAUGACUCUGCCGGCAUUCUUCGCCAAAAGCUCCUCCAUCUACAACCCGGUCAUCUACAUCAUGAUGAACAAGCAGUUCCGGAACUGCAUGAUCACCACCCUGUGCUGCGGCAAGAACCCACUGGGCGACGACGAGGCCUCCACCACCGCCUCCAAGACCGAGACCAGCCAGGUGGCCCCUGCCUAA
Molecule: messenger RNA, 1150 nt
Organism: Dipodomys spectabilis (banner-tailed kangaroo rat)
Lineage: Eukaryota; Metazoa; Chordata; Mammalia; Rodentia; Heteromyidae
Gene: Rho
Product: rhodopsin
Exons: 5
Coding region: 104-1150 (348 amino acids)
Biological process (GO): phototransduction; visual perception; G protein-coupled receptor signaling pathway
Cellular component (GO): photoreceptor outer segment; membrane
Molecular function (GO): G protein-coupled receptor activity
Source: RefSeq, a predicted model, not a curated record